AUGGCUUCCAAGUCCAGAAGCACAACUUCAGCUUGCCACCACAACUUUGCAGCAGCAACUACAUCCUCUAUCUUCCCAAAUACCAAGUUUACAAACCAUGAGUCUCUCCCAUCUUUGCAAGAAUCAUUCGUUGAAUUCAGAAAAGCUUACCCUCAGUAUUCUGAUACCUAUCAAGCUGAUCAAAUAAAAGCCCAAGAAUACUACCAUCUCUCCCUUUCCAACCACACCUAUCUUGAUUACAUUGGCAUAGGCCUUUUCUCCUAUUCUCAGCUGACAAAUCAUGACCCUUCAAGAAAAUAAAUUGCCUUAUCUUCUUCUUCUUCCUCUCCCCCACCACCACCACCAUCGCCUCCUCAAAAAUCAGAUUUCCCCUUCUUUAGUAUAUCCUACAAGACAGGGAAUCUAAAGAUUUUGCUACUUCAUGGUGGGCAAGAAUCAGAAUUUGAAUCUGUAGUGAAGAAAAGGAUCAUGGGGUUCCUUAAUAUCUCCGAAAACGACUACAGCAUGGUUUUCACAGCAAAUAGAAUCUCAGCUUUUAAACUUUUAUCAGAAGCUUACCCGUUCCAAUCUAGUAGGAAGCUUCUAACAGUUUAUGACUAUCAGAGUGAGGCAGUGGAAGCAAUGACAAGUAGCUCAGAGAAGAGAGGAGCACAAAUCACGUCAGCUGAAUUUUCAUGGCCAAGACUAUAA
Quercus lobata is the source of this 690-nucleotide messenger RNA. RefSeq lists its product as uncharacterized. The record is from RefSeq and is a predicted model, not a curated record. Lineage: Eukaryota; Viridiplantae; Streptophyta; Magnoliopsida; Fagales; Fagaceae.